This is a messenger RNA of Asterias rubens (European starfish), 2233 nucleotides long. Its product is annotated as transmembrane protein 214-A-like. The record is from RefSeq and is a predicted model, not a curated record. The transcript is spliced from 17 exons. Bases 7 to 2019 code for a protein of 670 amino acids. Gene Ontology annotation, cellular component: endoplasmic reticulum; Golgi apparatus. NCBI's taxonomy places the organism in Eukaryota, Metazoa, Echinodermata, Asteroidea, Forcipulatida, Asteriidae.
UUCAACAUGGCGUCCAUGGACACUGACAACGUGAACAAUAAAUGGGAGACAGUCUCAAAGAAGAAGAAAGCGACUUCCUCUGACAAAAAAGCGGCAAGAAAAAACUUCGCAAAUGUAGCUCAAACUGUGGAUAUAGCGAGCCCUGUAAAGGAAUCGGAGACCGUCUUCGAUGCCUUUAGUAGCGGCAAGCAUAAUAAUGCACAGCCAUCAAAUUCAUCACCAACGGACAGCCCUCCAAAGAAGAAGGCAGGUGGAGACGCCCCUAAGAAGGUCAGCGGGCAACAGAAGAAGAAGAAGGAGACAGCUAAGAAGAAUGAGAAGGGAUUUGAGAGCUUGGUGGAGGCAUUGAAGGCGCUUGACCCUAAAGAGGUUAAGGCGGAGCUCAGUGAUGUCCAGAACAGGUGUCCAGAUGCUCCCUCGUUGUGGCUCGGUGACAUCGUAAGUUUCAUGAAUAGAAAGUUACUAUCGAAGGAAUCUGAUCUGGUUUUUAGUGAUCAAGCACCGAAUUAUCCACUGGGAAAGAUGAGCAAACACCUGUCGGAUUGUCUCAAUGCUACCUUAAAGAGCUACAAUAAAGAUAUGCUGAAGGCUUUCUUUGAUUACUGCAUCAGGGAACUGGCUAAUGAAGCUGGCAAAGAUCCAUCGUCUGUUAACGGCUACCGUGUCUUCAUCCAGCUCAUCGCUUCAAAAAAUCCAGAUUUUGUCACAGACUCCAUGGAACUUUACCUCAACAUGGUGAAACGGAAACAGAAUGACAAAGCUCACUGCUUGUCCGUACUUUGGUCGUGUGCUCAGGCAGGGUACAGUAACCCUGUAGUCGGACUGAAAGUGUGGUGUGGAUUGAUGUUGCCUCUACUUGGAGUCAAACCUGUAUCUUCCUACGCAAUGGCAAACCUGGACAGAAUCCUCAAACAGAAGUUGGAUAAAGAAAAGGCUCAUGCAGUCCUUGGACCCAAUCAGUUCUUUCCCAUCCUGGACUUCGUCUUCACUCCUGGAAUCUCGUUGUCAGCCCAACUUCAAAAGCAACUCAUGAGGCACUACUCUAAGUUAAAGAGCAUGGCCUUCGGGUGUCACCCUGAGACAAGCCUACGCCAUUUCUUUCCAUCGUUAUUAGCGAGGGCCACAACAAACUGUCCGGAACCAAUGAAAACAGAGCUGUUGACUACCUUGGUGAUGUGUUUGAGUACUGAUCAUCACUGCUUCAGUAAAUGGCGUCAGAUGUACGAUGGUCACCUAUCACAGUCUAGUGUGCUUAUGAAUCACAUGUUGUCAUCGUGGGAUAAAGUACAGAAAAAGUUACCAUGGCAACUGUUGAAAGAGACCAUCUGUGCAUUCCAUCUGACCAAUGAGGACAUGGCGAGCACAAGGAACGGCAAAACAGAGCAUGAACAGUGUAAAGUAGCAUGCAAGGAGUUGCUGGAACGAAUGAGUGGCUUUGAGUUCCCCUGGAGGGGUGUACUCACAACAGUAGCCUUAGCUAUCAUCACCCUUAUUGCCUUCGAUAUUUAUAGUCAUAAAGGUUUCAAUGGUUCCUUGACUCAGACGUUUUUUGAGCGAUCAGGAAUCGCAGCAGUUUGCAAGCAAGCCUACACUAAAAUUAGCUUUUACCUUGGUCUUGCCUAUGAAUGGGCAUCUAUCAAUAUACCGAUCUACUAUGUACAGGCAGCAGAGUUCUGUGGGCCCUACCUCAUUCUACUGAAGGAGAAACUUUACACUUUGUUUAUCUUCCUUGGAGAAGUGACCGCGCCCGUUUGGGUGUGGCUCGGACAAAAUAUCCCUAUUGCUAUUGAAUGGAUCAAAGCCCAAAUUCCAAUCAUACUGGAUGUAAUCUGGAGUUACCUGGUAGCAGCGUGGGACUUCGUUUCACCACACCUCAUUGCCUUUUGGACGACCAUCUCUCCAUACCUGGAGCAACUAUGGGAUGGGAUCCUUCACUAUUCCGUCUUAAUCUGGACUGCUGCCCUGCCAUACCUCAGAGCAGUCUACAAAUGGCUACAACAGCUGGUUAAUACAUCGUAGUAAAUGACAGAUCAAUCGAAUGAGAAGAAGACAUUCCAUUAGUUGAGGUCACAAUUAAUGAAGUUAUUGUUCGUAGCACCCGGUACAAGAUAUAAAUGAUUUUCUUGCGUAAAUAUAGACCUUGAUCAUGCUGCCUCAAUCUUGGUCAUGUUUCUCGUAUCGAAUAACAAUAAUGCAUGCUAAUAGUCGUCUUGCAAUUAGGAACCAGACUAGU